CAAAACAUUCUUUGCAUUAACAAUUUCCAACUCAUUAGCAAUUUAGAAGCAAAUUAAUCUACAGCAACAAGAAGAUGAAGCAAACUCUCUUCUUCUCGCUCCUACUACUUGCUCCCAUUUUCUCAAUAACCACUUUAGCUGAGUCACCAGCUGCUGCCCCUAAAGCCCCAGCGAAACCUGCACCUACAAAACCUGCCCCCACCACACCGGCUCCGGCGCCUACAAAACCAUUGGUCCCAGCAUUGCCCAAUUCACCAUUGUCAGGUCCUGAUUCUUCUGGCAGCCAAGACAUCGUCAAGAUCCUGAGGAAGGCCAAGUCAUUCAACACACUAAUCCGGUUGCUGAAAACCACCCAAAUCAUCAACCAAGUGAACGCUCAGCUUGUGACCUCAAAAAACGGAGGCCUAACUAUUCUUGCACCAGAUGAUGGUGCCUUCUCAGAACUGAAAGCAGGGUACUUCAACUCCUUGGGAGAUAGGCAACAAAAAGCACUUAUACAGUUUCAUGUUCUUCCCGCUUAUGUCUCCAGCUCCAACUUUGAUUCUCUCAGCAAUCCUGUGCUGACACUGGCUAGUGACAGCCCCACAGGGUAUCAGAUAAAUGUGACAGCAUAUGGUACCAGUGUGAACAUAUCAACUGGGGUGGUGAAUGCCACACUCACUGGCAUUGUAUACACUGAUAAGACACUUUCCAUAUAUCAUGUUGAUAAGGUGCUUAUUCCUUUGGACUUCUCUAAGCCUAAGGCUAUAGCUCCUGCUCCGGCUGUUGCCAAGGCACCUAAGGCUGAUAAGGAUAACUCUUCAGCGGAAGAUGAUGAUCAGGCUCAGUCAGCUAAGGACAGCUCUGGUGCCGCCACUUUUUUUAGAACUCAUGGGACAACCUUCAUGUCCGUUGGCGUCGCUCUGCUUGCAGCAGCAGCAGCUACUAUCUUCUGUUGACUGUUGAACAGCAUCCAUUUCCAUGUUGCUCGCAUGUUUUGUUGCAAAAGGAAAAAAAGGAAUAUUUGUAUUUAAAUUAAUUUAAAA
This is a messenger RNA of Cajanus cajan (pigeon pea), 1025 nucleotides long. Its product is annotated as fasciclin-like arabinogalactan protein 11. The record is from RefSeq and is a predicted model, not a curated record. Gene Ontology annotation, cellular component: plasma membrane. Lineage: Eukaryota; Viridiplantae; Streptophyta; Magnoliopsida; Fabales; Fabaceae. Gene Ontology annotation, biological process: plant-type secondary cell wall biogenesis.